This is a messenger RNA of Colletotrichum costaricense, 429 nucleotides long. RefSeq lists its product as uncharacterized. Bases 1 to 429 code for a protein of 142 amino acids. Lineage: Eukaryota; Fungi; Ascomycota; Sordariomycetes; Glomerellales; Glomerellaceae. The transcript has a single exon. The record is from RefSeq and is a predicted model, not a curated record.
AUGUCCCCGUCCCGUCCUUCCUUUCCAGAUCCGUCUUAUUACGUCGCUGGGUCCAUCCAUGAUCCAACCGAGGCCGACAGUGUGCCUUGGCCAAACCCAAUCCUCCAAUCUCACAGUGUCAAGACCAAGCAGUCAAUCGUAGAAACAAACACAAAAGCUGUCAAGCAAACUCUGCGACCCAUCUGUCCCUCCCGCCCUUUCGACACUUUCCCGGGGCCACGCACGAUACCCAGCUCGGUGGUAGUCCAUUGCCAUUGCCAACGCCAAUGCCUCGCCGUCGCCGACGCAACAGCUGACAAGCCUUCCCCUCGUUCGCGCCAUCGACCAAAGCUCGCCCACCCAGAAUCCCGCUCCACGUUCCCUAGGCCGCCGUUCAAGCUUGACGAGCUAGCUCAUGGCUUUCGCAAGCUUGAAGGUCGUCCUACUUGA